Messenger RNA from Darwinula stevensoni, 1471 nucleotides. Lineage: Eukaryota; Metazoa; Arthropoda; Ostracoda; Podocopida; Darwinulidae. The record is from the annotation of a GenBank genome assembly.
AUGAUCAAGUUUCUCUUGGUCGUGUGUUUAAUUGGAUUCGUCGUGUCCCAAAAUGACACGAUAUACGACGAAGGCACCAUCUGUAAGUUGUGUUCCUGUGACAAGGAUGUAAAUCCUGUGCGAAUCGUCUGCACUAACGUCAACUUCAAUCGCGUGUGGACCCAGGCGACGUGGGAAUCGGGUGGGGAACUGGAAUUGAUCAUGGAUCAGAACGAGAUUCCAGUGAUAGAGCCUUGGGCAAAGUUGCCCAUUGUCUCCCUCUCUAUGAGAUAUUGCAAGGUCCAAAAGAUCCAACCUAAAGCGUUCCAGAAUCUGGUAUCUCUCAGGAGACUGGACCUGAGCCACAAUAGUCUAAGUAUGGAUGGCUUCAACCGAGAGAGCUUCAUUGGACCGGAUUCGCUCCUGUCCGGAUUGAUGGGUUGGGACUUACUCCCCCUGGAACUUGUGGAUCUCUCUCACAAUCAUUUGCAUGCCAUCGACAAAGACGCCUUUGAACACCUUGAUACGGUCAAAGAACUUCGACUCGAUUACAAUCCUUUGAGGAACAUCGAUCAUCAGACGGCCAUAGCUGUCACUUCUAUCCACAACCUCGAAACCCUGAAUUUGGCAGCUACAGAAUUGAAAAGCCUCCCCCACGCCUUCUUCGACGGCUUUCAAAACCUGAAGACUGUGAUCCUCGCUGAAAACCAAUUCACCAAGAUCCCCGAGGAAUUGUCUUCCUGUCGAGAGCUCCACAAUCUGAAUAUGAAUAUGAAUCCCAUCACCUCCCUGAACGCAGGGGAAUUCAAGGGCCUGGAGAGUCUGGUCACCCUCAACAUGAGCAAGAUGCUCGACCUGAGAUUCCUGUACUUGAAUGGCAACGACAUCAAGUUCCUGCCAAAGAAUCUGGUGGAAUGGGACAAGCUGAAAGUCUUGGACAUUCAGAAAAAUCCUUACCGAUGCGACUGCCGAAAUGCCUGGAUGAAGGGCCUCAUAGAGAUGCUGAUGAAGAAAGACAUGAGCAGGACUUUUGACAUCACAUGCGGCUCGCCGGAUGACGUAAAGAAGCGAGAUCUCGACUUCUACUACAACGACAAAGACAUGGAGACCCCUUGCAACAUCCCCGACGACGGCCGACUGGACCACCACCAGCAACGCGUGGUCGACGCCAAAUCGAGCGGGGGAGCCGUCGUGGCCCUGGUCAUCAUCGCCCUCCUCAUCAUCAUCCUCUCCUCGGCCGGCAUGAUUUAUUUCAUGUACAGCAAGAAACGACCAUACACCAACUCCUACACCUCCGGCCAUCACGUGAAAUACACCCGGGCCGAGGAGGAUGAAGGGAUCGAAAAAGCCCCCGUCAGUCUUUGAGCCGUUGGGACUCAUUCUGAGUGAUCUCUCCUCCUCCGUGAUCAUGAAAAUCCAGUGAAAUCAAGCACAUAUCUUCAUCGGCUGAAAAUGAAUAUUCUAUUUCUAAAUAAAAUGGUAAAGUACGACA